This is a messenger RNA of Tupaia belangeri chinensis (Chinese tree shrew), 1165 nucleotides long. It is a transcript of the gene EIF6, whose product is annotated as eukaryotic translation initiation factor 6. NCBI's taxonomy places the organism in Eukaryota, Metazoa, Chordata, Mammalia, Scandentia, Tupaiidae. The record is from RefSeq and is a predicted model, not a curated record. Gene Ontology annotation, biological process: cytosolic ribosome assembly. Gene Ontology annotation, molecular function: ribosome binding. Bases 158 to 895 code for a protein of 245 amino acids. The transcript has 7 exons.
AGCUUGGCCGCAUGCGCGGACCGGUCCCCGGAGACUUCCGGGAGUCUCCGUGGGCCCGGGCGGAAACGGAAGUCAGUUUGCGAAGGAGAAGGGUAGAAGCGCGUGUGAGAGCUGCGGUUGCUUGGUGAACUGGUGAGAAGCGAGACCGGAAGGCCUCAUGGCGGUCCGAGCGUCAUUCGAGAACAACUGUGAGAUCGGCUGCUUUGCCAAACUCACCAACACUUACUGCCUGGUGGCCAUCGGAGGGUCCGAGAACUUCUACAGUGUGUUCGAGGGCGAGCUGGCCGAUACCAUCCCCGUAGUGCACGCGUCCAUCGCCGGCUGCCGCAUCAUCGGGCGCAUGUGUGUGGGGAACAGGCAUGGUCUCCUGGUACCCAACAAUACCACUGACCAAGAGCUGCAACACAUUCGCAACUGCCUCCCAGACUCAGUGCAGAUCCGGCGAGUGGAGGAGCGGCUCUCAGCCCUGGGCAAUGUCACCACCUGCAAUGACUACGUGGCCUUGGUCCACCCAGACCUGGACAGGGAGACAGAAGAAAUCCUAGCUGAUGUGCUCAAGGUAGAGGUCUUCAGACAGACAGUGGCUGACCAGGUGCUGGUGGGAAGCUACUGUGUCUUCAGCAAUCAAGGGGGCCUGGUGCAUCCCAAGACUUCAAUUGAAGACCAGGAUGAGCUGUCCUCUCUCCUUCAGGUUCCCCUUGUGGCGGGCACUGUGAACCGAGGCAGUGAGGUGAUUGCUGCAGGGAUGGUGGUGAAUGAUUGGUGUGCCUUCUGUGGCCUGGACACAACCAGCACGGAGCUGUCAGUGAUAGAAAGCGUCUUCAAGCUGAAUGAAGCCCAGCCUAGCACCAUCGCCACCAGCAUGCGGGAUUCCCUCAUCGACAGCCUCACCUGAGUCACCUUCCAUGCUGUUCCGUGGGCUCCUGGCUCUGGACUUUGAUUCCCUCUCCAUGUCCCACCCAGUCUGUAUGGAUGCUGGCAGGAAUGUGGCAGAGAUUGAGUGGCUGGGUGUCUAGCCCAUCUUCACUCGUGUCCGUCUCCUGAAUCUAUUGUUACUGCAGAAACCUACCACUUCCUGCUGGCUGACAGCCCUGCAACUCCUGGCUGAGGGUUCUGCUGUCCUUUGCCACCCUAUUAAAGGGCAACUGCCUCUUUGCAUUCUGAA